Melampsora larici-populina 98AG31 is the source of this 3486-nucleotide messenger RNA. RefSeq lists its product as uncharacterized. Gene Ontology annotation, molecular function: tRNA binding; 18S rRNA cytidine N-acetyltransferase activity; ATP binding. Bases 1 to 3312 code for a protein of 1103 amino acids. Gene Ontology annotation, cellular component: 90S preribosome; nucleolus. The transcript has 6 exons. The record is from RefSeq and is a predicted model, not a curated record. Gene Ontology annotation, biological process: rRNA acetylation involved in maturation of SSU-rRNA. NCBI's taxonomy places the organism in Eukaryota, Fungi, Basidiomycota, Pucciniomycetes, Pucciniales, Melampsoraceae.
AUGAGCAAUCCAACUACAACAUCAACCAGAAAACGAUUAGAUCCAAGAAUCCAAUCCUUAAUCAAAAACUCAAUCAAAACAAACCAUAGAUCAUUCUUUAUUAUCUUGGGAGACAAAUCAAAAGAUCAAGUCGUUAAUUUACAUUUCUUAUUAUCUCAAUCAAGACAUACUUCAAGACCUAAUGUAUUAUGGUGUUAUAAAAAAGAAUUAGGAUUUACUUCUAAUCGAAAGAAAAGAGAACAAAAGAUUAAAAGAGAUGUUAAGAAAGGUCAGAGAGAGAUUGGUGAUAUGGAUCCAUUCGAAUUAUUUGUUUCUUUGACUGAUAUUAGAUACACGUACUAUAAAGAUACGGAAAAGAUUCUAGGUCAAACUUUUGGCAUGGUAGUUUUACAAGAUUUUGAAGCUUUGACUCCCAACUUACUAGCUCGAACGAUCGAAACUGUCACUGGGGGAGGAAUCGUAGUACUUUUACUCAACACAAUGAAAUCACUCAAACAACUUUACACGAUGAGUAUGGAUGUUCAUGAACGUUAUAGGACUGAAGCAUAUCACGAUCUAGUAGCACGUUUCAAUGAACGAUUCUUAUUGAGUUUAGGACCCUUUAAAGAUUGUUUAGUAUUAGAUGAUGAAUUAAACGUAUUACCUAUCAGUGCAGGAAAAGAUAUCGAAUUAUUAGAUGAUGAAGAUAUAGAAAGAUUACAAAAAGGUAAAGGGAAAUCAAGACAAAGUGAAUUAGAAGGAAUUAAAGAAGAACUUAAAUCUACUAUACCUAUUGGUCCGAUCAUUCAACUUACCAAAACGAUUGAUCAAGCUAAAGCUUUAAUGGAAUUCACUUCUAGUAUUACUGAAAAAACUCUUUCUUCUACUGUUGCACUGACGGCGGCUCGAGGUCGUGGUAAAUCGGCUGCUCUUGGAUUGGCUAUCACUGCUGCUAUUGCUCAUUCAUAUUCUAAUAUCUUUGUUACUUCACCAAGUCCUGAGAAUUUGAAAACUGUUUUUGAGUUUAUCUUUAAAGGAUUAGAUGCGAUUGGUUAUGAGGAACAUUUAGAUUAUGAUAUACAUCAAUCUACUAAUCCAGAAUGGCAUAAUUGUGUAGUCAGAAUCGAUAUUUUUAGACAACAUAGACAAACCAUUCAAUAUAUUGAACCUCAAGAUUAUAAAGUUUUAGGACAAGCUGAAUUAGUGGUGAUAGAUGAAGCUGCUGCUAUCCCCAUUGGAUUUGUAAAGAAUUUAAUUGGACCUUAUUUAGUUUUUAUGGCUUCUACUAUCAAUGGUUAUGAAGGGACUGGUCGUUCACUUUCACUUAAAUUGAUUGCACAACUUCGAGAACUUUCAAGGAAACCAGUACCGAUUACGACUGCGACGAAUCGGGAUCAAGAAGAUGGUCCAUCUUCUACUGAUAAAGCUGUGACUCAUCAAAAACCUAAAUUGUCAAGAUCGUUAAAGGAAAUCAAGUUGGAAGAACCUAUUAGAUAUUCAGAAGGUGAUGGGGUUGAGAAAUGGUUAAAUGAAUUAUUGUGUCUCGAUGUUCAAACUUCUACGUCUUCCAAGACUCUUCAGGGUUGUCCUCAUCCUAGCAAGUGUGAACUUUACUAUGUGAAUCGAGACACAUUGUUCAGUUAUCACCCAGCCUCUGAAGCUUUCCUACGACGAAUGAUGUCACUGUAUGUUGCAAGUCAUUAUAAGAACUCACCUAACGAUCUUCAACUGAUGAGUGAUGCACCAUCUCAUCAAUUAUAUGUACUUUUACCACCAUUGAAAGAUGAAGAUCAUGGGAACCUUCCCGAACCAUUGGUGGUGAUUCAGAUCGCAUUGGAAGGUAAGAUCUCAAGACCAAGUGUGAUUGCAAGUUUGAAUAGAGGGAUCAAAGCAUCAGGAGAUCUUAUUCCAUGGACGAUCUCACAACAAUUUCAAGAUGAAGAUUUCCCUACACUUUCAGGUGCAAGGAUCAUUAGGAUCGCUACUCAUCCAGAUUAUUCUAGAAUGGGAUAUGGAACUAGAGCGAUGGAAAUCUUGGAUUCAUUCUUUAAUGGAAAACUAGUGAAUUUAAAUGAAGAGAUUCCAAUGAAGAACUCAACUGAAAAAGUCCGUAAAUCAGUCAUCAAAGAAUCAGAUGAAAUCAAUGGAAAUGAAAUUAAAGCAAAAGAAUCAAAUGAAUUACCUGCCUUACUUGAAAGAUUAAAUGAUCGAGAACCUGAGCGAAUAGAUUAUCUUGGAGUGAGUUUUGGAUUAACUUCAACACUUUUAAAGUUUUGGAAAAAGUUGGGAUAUCUUCCGAUUUAUAUUAGACAAACUGAAAACGAACUAACAGGUGAACAUACUGCUGUGAUGUUGAGAAGUUUAUGUCAAGAAAUCAGUGAUCAGUCUUAUACGCCUGCUGGAUGGCUUACUGCAUUUGCUUUGGACUUUCGUAAACGGUUCAUUGCUUUAAUGUCUUACAAGUUUAGAGAAUUUUCUUCGAUCAUGAGUCUUAGCGUACUUGAAGCAGCCAAUGCAGGUCAAUUAGUUGAAAAACGAGGAUUAGUGUUAAAUUCAACAGAGAUUUCAAGACAUUUUACACCCUUCGAUUUAAAAAGAUUAUCAAGUUAUUCUAAUAAUAUGUUAGAUUAUCAUGUGAUCUUAGAUCUUUUACCUUCUUUAACUGAAUUAUAUUUUAGUGGUCAGUUUAAUUCUGAAACUAGAUUAACUGGAGUUCAAUCUUCGAUUCUUUUGAGUUUAGGAUUACAAAGGAAAUCAGUUGAAGAGAUUGAGAGAGAAAUCAAAUUACCUGUUUCUCAAACUUUAGCUUUGUUUGUGAAAGUGGUUAGGAAAUUGAUUAAAUCGAUUGAAGAAAUCCAAAAGAAUGAAGUAGGAUCUAAACUUAUAUCCAGUCAUCAAGAAAAUCAAGAUCCUAAAGGUUUACCUGAUCAAGACCAAUCUACUAAAACUAAGACGUUGGAUUUCUUACCUAGAGUUAAAACUCAAAAAUCAAUGGUUAACGAAUUAGAAAUUGAAGGAGAUGAAGUUCAAAAACAAUUGGUUGAAAGACAAAGAGAAUUAAUUGAAAGUCUUGAUUUAUCUCAGUAUGCAAUUGGUGGUGAAGAAUCAGAUUGGAAACAAUUAGAAAACAAAUUAGAAUCAGUGAUUGAAAAGAAUGAAAAUGAAGAUGAAAAUAGUAAUGGUAAUAGAUUGAUUAGUAUUAAAAAUUCGAAUUCGAGUAAACUUAAUAAGAAACGAAAAUCGAAUGAUGAUGGCUUAGGUAAAGAGAAAUCCAAUCAGAGUCAACAUCUGAAUAAGAAAUCUAAUAAGAAACAUAAGAAGAAAUCUACUUGAUCUGCUUACCCUUCUUAACUUUCUUAAUCUUUUCUCUUUGGUUUUGGUUUUGGGUUUGUUUUCAGUUUUAUGGAAUUAAGAAAGUCUUGUAUGGAUUGGAUACGUAGUAGGCUAUAAACAAAUUACAUGCAUGAAGUAAUGAUAACAUACCAUCAAUCCAUAAGUUUCCAAACC